UGACAGCCCAGACACAAUCUGGCGGAAAGAAACGUCAGUGCUUUCUUCAAUGCACACUGCGCAGAUAGCGCAGACUGUUGGCCCGCCCCUACCGGGAUUCUACGGAUAGUUCGCAAGAGGCGUUGGUGAAUGACCUGCCUUUCGUGUGUUGACGUAAACCAGAGGUAUUUUUCUCUUUUUUUUGGUACCGAGCGAAGGGGAGAUGCACACGGCACUCGAGUGAGGGGACCAGAAUUAAGGGGACAAUGCGAGUCCAAGCGCACACCAAGUUCUGUUUCCUGUGUGUGCUCACCUUCCUCUUCCAUCAGUGUAACCACUGCCUUGGAGACAGGCACAGCGGACUUCAGCAUACCAAUCACAGCCAUGUCCACAGCGACCUGCAGAUUUCCGAGGCUCCAUACGUAAAAGGACCCACUUUGUCCCCGGAGCCUGUAAGUCGCAAAGGGCAUUCUCUAGAGGAGGAGCAGCGCUUCUACAUCCAGCAGCUGUUCAGGCGCUACGGCCAGAAAGAUAGGCUUGAUUUCCAGGGAUUUCAGAGUCUGCUGUUUAGCUUGGGCCUGGGUGAAGUGAAGGUGGUAGAUGUAGAUCAUGAGGAACUAGGCCAUGACCAUGUAGCACACCUUGACCUGGUGGAUGUGCAGGAUGGGCUUCACUCACAUUCAUCCACCAAUGACGGCCAUAGCCAUGGCCAUGGCCAUGGGCACGGUCAUCCACACCACAAGACCGGCUCCCAUCAUCCACUAACAGAACAAGAACCGACAAAGUGCAACCAGCAAACCACUGCUGCCAGUCCGUCUGAUGGUGAACCUACAGGACAUCAUAGGCGUUAUGCAGAAAAUGAUAGAGGAAUAGAAGAUAUUGAUCAUAAACACUCUAAUGGACAUGUGCAGGGCACACAUGAUCAAGCACAUAACAAGGAGCACAAACAUGGGCAGGUACAGGUGGACUCUAACCACAAGGACCUGUCUUCUCAACCUCACAGUGACCACGGUCAAAGUGACAAUAUUGUCCCCGAAGUGCAGAAAGUCUCAGCCAAUCCUCCCCUCAGCCAGGAACAACAACUCUCUGCCCAGUCACAGCCGUCCCCAGUCCCUCAGGUGCCACAGCCCACUCCUGCCACCAUAGGAAGUCGGCCCAAGAAGCAUGGAAAGCCAUCCAGGGUCAGGGGACAGCGAGGGCAGAACAAAACUUCUCCUCCCACAACUCAGCCUUUUGACCAAGACCAUCAGUCUGAGAACAGUCAUGGUCAUGGUCAUGGUCACAGUCACGGUCACAUCCAUUUUCAUAAAGAUAAGAGAGAGGCAGCAGGAGGGCCUGCCAUCCCCACUUUGCCAGUUCCGGUCUUGUCUGGCCACCCAGAAGGAGUGGUUCACCAACAUGAGGAGUGUUUGAACCUGACUCAACUCCUCGCCUUCUACGGCCUGAGUCCUGAUUCGCUCAUCUCGCCCAGCCAGUUCACCUACCUGUGUCCUGCCCUGCUUUACCAGAUAGACAGUCGUGUCUGCAUCCGCCAUUACCACCAGAUGGAUGUGGAGCAGAAAGCUUUGGAGCCCGUCAGUUCCGUGUGGGUGUGGCUGUGGGGGUUUGUGUCCAUCACCAUCAUCAGCCUGCUAUCUCUGCUGGGCGUGGUGCUCGUACCCAUCCUCAAGCAAUCCUGCUUCAAGUUCCUGCUCACCUUCCUGGUGGCGCUGGCUGUGGGCACGCUCAGUGGCGACGCUCUCCUUCACCUGUUGCCUCACUCCCAGGGACAGCAUGACCACAGCGAGCCUGCAACAAGUCAUGACAUUGAUCUGGUAACAGCCUUUGAUGGGGUGUGGAAGGGCCUAACGGCGCUGGCCGGCAUCUACCUCCUCUUCAUCAUCGAACACUGUAUCGGCAUGUUUAAGCACUACAAAGACCACAGGGGCAUGAAGAAGCGGAGCGAGGAGGGCAAGAUUGGCAGGAAGUUGUCCGAUCACAAGUUAAAUCGGCGGUCAGAUGCUGAGUGGCUGCACUUGAAGCCGCUCAGUGAAGACCCUGACAGCACCGCCGUCUCCUGCGACAACGGUCACAACGACACGCAGCUCACAGAGCUCCAGACGCCCGACUCUCCCACCAACAAGACGCCGCUGGCACCCACAAUCCCCCAACAAGAGUCGCCCACUAAGGAGAACGGGCGCAAGGCCAAGAAGCACGGCCACUCGCACGGACACGGCCACUCUCACGGUGGGAACUGCCACUCAGACCAGGAGAUGAAGGACGCCGGUAUAGCCAGCAUCGCCUGGAUGGUCAUCAUGGGCGAUGGCAUGCAUAACUUCAGCGACGGCCUGGCUAUAGGCGCGGCAUUCAGUGCCAACCUGACAGGAGGCAUCAGUACAUCAGUGGCUGUUUUCUGCCAUGAAUUGCCUCAUGAACUUGGUGACUUUGCGGUGCUGCUGAAAGCAGGGAUGUCAGUGAAGCAGGCCAUUGCCUACAAUCUGCUGUCCGCCCUCAUGGCCUACGUUGGCAUGGUGAUUGGCACAGCUGUGGGCCAGUACACACACAAUGUCACCAGCUGGAUCUUUGCCAUCACGGCUGGCAUGUUCCUUUAUGUGGCUCUGGUGGAUAUGCUGCCAGAAAUGCUUCACGGGGACAGUGAGGACCACAAGCGCUGCCAGCUGGGACACUUUAUCCUGCAGAACCUGGGCCUGCUGACCGGGUUCGGCAUCAUGCUGCUCAUCGCCAUCUUCGAAGACCGCAUUGUUUUUGAUUUUGGCUUUUAGUCGAGAAGUAGAGAAGGGGGGGGCUGGGCAGCGUAAGGAGGAGAGAGCUGGAUGUAUCAAUAUUGUUCUUCUUGGCCUUAACACGCUUUGUUUGCAAUGUAACGGCCCAGUCUUGCAUGCAAUGUGGGUCCCGUUCACAACCAGUGCCACCAUUCCAAACCAUGCUGCGGUAGUUUAUGCAUAUCUCAUGACUCUGCCAGUGAUGUUUACACUCCGCUCCUCCAUUACCUCUCUCCUCUGUCAGCGCCAAUCUGUCUGCUCCUUGUGAAGAAA
Etheostoma spectabile (orangethroat darter) is the source of this 3014-nucleotide messenger RNA. RefSeq names its product solute carrier family 39 member 10 (gene slc39a10). The transcript is spliced from 10 exons. Gene Ontology annotation, biological process: intracellular monoatomic cation homeostasis; zinc ion import across plasma membrane. The record is from RefSeq and is a predicted model, not a curated record. Bases 246 to 2741 code for a protein of 831 amino acids. NCBI's taxonomy places the organism in Eukaryota, Metazoa, Chordata, Actinopteri, Perciformes, Percidae. Gene Ontology annotation, molecular function: monoatomic cation:bicarbonate symporter activity; zinc ion transmembrane transporter activity. Gene Ontology annotation, cellular component: plasma membrane.